Symbiodinium pilosum is the source of this 1659-nucleotide messenger RNA. The record is from the annotation of a GenBank genome assembly. Lineage: Eukaryota; Dinophyceae; Suessiales; Symbiodiniaceae.
AUGACUUUCAUCCAGGACAUAGCGAAUCCUGUGGAUCCACGUGGCAAAUGCUUUGUUGCAGAGCUGGAGGUCCCUUGGGUAGAGAUGAGCUUCUAUGCUAAACAGCAGCUGCAGAAGAAACCUCCCUUGGAGGAGUGUGGCGUCGUCAUCGAUUGUGGGGGUGUGGAAAGAUUCUUCAUUCCGACAAUCAGGACGAGGACGGCAGGCAAUGGAAGUGUCGCAGUGAAGUGCAUUGACAUUGCUUCGCCGAUGAGCCACGACGAGGGCGAGGCCUACGAACGAGUCGGCAUCCGCCUACCCACUGGUGCUUUCACUUACGCUUUCUUUGAGUCGCAGUACCUUGCACGGGCAGAGGAUCCGCGCCGCGGCGCUCUCUUCCUGAUUGACCCCAACAUGAUCCUGUGUCAGAAUGCAAUGACGGAGGCGCAGAAGCAGGAGUUCCAGACGUACGGUGGCAAGAAAGUUCUUUACUUCGAUGUUCUGGAUGAUCCUAACAUCAAGGAGAGAAGAGCAGAGAUCCAGCGAUGUCGCGAGAAGGGCGACGAACAGCGCAGAAGAUACGAGGAGGCUGAUAGGAAAUGGGAGGAAGAGCGAGAGCAAAGAAUCUUGCAGGCGCAGCUGGAUGCCGCAAAGCCGAAGCUCAGCAAAAAGGCGAAGCAAAAGGCGCGACAAGCCUUGAAGAAAGGCACGAAGUCCGGGCAGCCGGAGGAGCAGAAGGAAGGUGCAGAUCGAGCGGAGGACGAACUCAAUCCCGACGAAGAGUCGGAGCAGGAGCGUCUUCACACACAGCGCCAAGCAGAACGACGGGCAAAGCUAUUAGAGGACCUGAAGCAGGAGAAAGAGCAGGACUCGCAGCGGAAGAAGCUGGAGAUGGCCGAGGUAGUUGAAUGCUUGUCCAUGGAAGCUGGCACCAACCUGGCUGUCAGGCCAAACGUCAAGCUCAAGAAGAAGCGAAUCGAGCCGUCAUGGGAAACGCCGGAGCAUGCUGCUCAUCUGGAGGUUGCCACAGCAGAGGGAGAUAUACUGGUGAAGGGCAUCGAUCCGGCACCCCCUCCUGGGGUCAAAGAGGACCUUAAGACAGAGUCUUCAGAAGCAGGCAAUGGCUCGCUCGCGGCAAUGGCCACAGAGGACUCAAAGAAAGAUGAUAGCGGGGCAGACGAGGAGCGACAAUUCGUGACAUAUCAGGAUGGCUCCACCUAUACAGGAAUGAUCAAAAGUGGAAAACGCCAUGGUCAUGGCGUGUGGCAGUCGAAGAGCUGCCAAUACGAAGGCCAGUGGAAGGAGGACCAGCAGGAUGGCCAUGGCCGACAGACGUGGAGCGAUGGACGCGUCUAUGAGGGACAGUUCCACAAGGGGCGCUUCUCUGGAACUGGAAAGAUGGUGUGGCACACACAGAAGGGCAUGCUAGUCUACGAGGGUCAGUAUAAGGAUGACCUCAAGGAUGGACAUGGUAUGUUCAUUUGGCCAGAUGGCCGAACAUACGAUGGAGAAUGGAGAGAGGGCAAGCGUCAUGGCCGGGGCACCUACAUCACUGCAAAGGCAGAGAGGAAGGUGGGGUACUGGGUGGAAGACAAGUUCGAUCGCUGGGAGAAGGACGCUGCUGGUUUGUUCGGCAAAAGGGCUGUGCUUCCACUGUCAGGGUUCCAUAUGCCCGAGUAG